AUGAAUCCCUCGAACAUGGUUUCUAGUUGGGUGGAUCUUGGGCCGUGUCCCUUCUUCCCCACUAACACCGUGAACACGUCAUGCAUCCAUCCAGGUGCACACUUCGUCGGUUCCCAAAUAUCACGAUGUAAAAAACAUGCCGUUGAUGUCAGUUUUCUGACCGUGGAUCUGGCGGCAAAAACUCUUUGCGGAUUUUUAAAGGUCGACAAGGCCAACAAUGACUCAGAGACCUUCGAAAAUGGAGGAGAUGGGAAGGCAGUGACGUCGUUUUUCAAUGGAGAAAUUAUAAGUCGACUGUUUCCUUUUAUCACAGGAAAGUGGGGUGCCUCGGUUGAAACAGACACGAACCACUGGAACGAGCUCAAUGUGAUGGCGCGUUUUCCCAACUACUACAGAGAUAACUUUGACUACUCCCAAUUGGAGAACUUUGAUCACGUGUACAUGCGAUGGAAAGAGAAGUUUAUUUUACCAGAUCCAAACAGAACUUCUGGUAAAAAACCGUCCACUGGCUUCUACUACAUAUGCCUGCAAAAGUUGCAACUCCUGGAGUUGAGGUAUGAUCCCCAGGUGACGUCGACCGCCUUCCAGAUACGCUAG
Echinococcus granulosus is the source of this 597-nucleotide messenger RNA. RefSeq lists its product as hypothetical. NCBI's taxonomy places the organism in Eukaryota, Metazoa, Platyhelminthes, Cestoda, Cyclophyllidea, Taeniidae. The transcript has 4 exons. Gene Ontology annotation, biological process: protein catabolic process in the vacuole; negative regulation of gluconeogenesis; proteasome-mediated ubiquitin-dependent protein catabolic process. Gene Ontology annotation, cellular component: GID complex; extrinsic component of membrane. The record is from RefSeq and is a predicted model, not a curated record. The coding region runs from base 1 to 597 and encodes 198 amino acids.